AUGAAUACAAAUACACCAGAAACAAUCAAAGCGACAAAAUCAAAUAGUUCUAGUUCCACAAUUUUUUAUUUCACUGUUGAGAAAAUUGAUUUUAGCAAUCCAAUAAAAAUGCUCAAAUUUAAGACUCAAUUAGCCAAUAAAAUCGCUAAAAAAUGA
Molecule: messenger RNA, 156 nt
Organism: Paramecium sonneborni
Lineage: Eukaryota; Ciliophora; Oligohymenophorea; Peniculida; Parameciidae
Source: the annotation of a GenBank genome assembly